AUGUGGAACGAUCCUGAUCUCGACUCGACAAGUGGACAGACGGCUGCCUCAGGGGUACCACUCAACUACAGAGACAGGAAAGCCAAUGCCAUAAAGAACGAACUGUCAGCCUUUGGUUACGAGGCACUCCUCUUCCAGGCCGACAGCGUGGCUGAGGCCAUCGAGCAAGGCCAAUGGCUCAUCACCUGGCAAGGGGAUGAUCCCUCUAGCGAAUACGCGCUCUGGCUCGACAGAUAUGAUGUUCGGAACCUACUCGACGAUCAGAGACUGUUCACAGGACCGCGAGAAAUUUACGAUAAUUACUUCCUGAACGAUUCUGAUGAACUCGACGAGGAGCGCUUUGAGGAUCUGGAUUCUGACGAGGAAUUACUGUUCGAUAUGGACGAGGACGAGCGGAAAGACUACUUGGGUAAGGCGGGACGGCUUCGAAAACAGGAGCAGCAAGAAGGAUCUAGUUACAGAGGAGUCCACUAUGAUUAUGAUGACAGCCAGGAAGACCAAGUUCUCGAGCCAAUAUUUCACUUGCACUUUGAUGUACCCGAAGGGAUGGCCGUGCCGGAGAACGAGAAAACGCUUGCGCUGAUCGAGCGGACGGCCAAGUUUGUCAACAGCAGCACAGAGUCAACUAUGGAGAUUAUCCUUCAAGCAAAGCAGGCAUCCAACCCUAACUUUGCCUUCAUGAGCAAACGGCACCACCUCUUCCAGUUCUACAAGCACGUCCGAUGGCUGAUGCAGACAGGGCUCUAUGAGUAUGCCGAGGAGGUUCGGCAACGGGAAGAGGAGGAAGCGAGGGCGGAGCAAGAAGAGUUGGCACGGAAAGCCGCUGCACUUGCCGAGAAGGAGCUACGACUUCGUUUGGAUCUGGUGAAGGUGAUUGAAAAGACGAUCGAAUUUCUAAAGGAACACCAAGACGAUCCCGUAUACGAAAAGAAGCUGCUAUCAAUCACCGACAUUCGAUUCGAGUUCAUGAGGCCUGGACAUGCAUGGCAUGACUAUUACACGACCAUGAAACGCGAGAUCUUCGACAGCCACAUUAUCCAGACCUCACACUCGGAAUCCGACGCCAGCCUAAUUACAGAGCAGUCGGCGACACUUUCGGAAACUGAGAAACGUUCAGAUGAGGACUCGGCUAUGGGGAUAUCGGAGGCGACGACUGUCGACGGCACUAAAGAGAUGACGUCCUCUGCUGCUGGUCAUGAUACGUUACAUGCCAGCCUAGUGAGCGAGGCAUCAUCCAUCAGCAGCGGCAGGACGGACGAGAUGCGCCGAUUAGAUCGCCUUCAGAGAAUCAAGGAGCUGUUUAGGCAGAAACAGAGGAAAGGUUCGGAUGAAGGAGUAGACCAAUGUUGCACGUCCCUCGUCGAGAUCAAGGUCUAG
This is a messenger RNA of Linnemannia hyalina, 1377 nucleotides long. Lineage: Eukaryota; Fungi; Mortierellomycota; Mortierellomycetes; Mortierellales; Mortierellaceae. The record is from the annotation of a GenBank genome assembly.